UAAAGCAGGAAAGGUCUCAGCUCCAUAGAGUUCCUGCAGCUGAGAGACCUUGGAGCCCAGAAGAGCCAGAUGCAUUUGCAAGCCUCUCUCUCUCCUUUUUUUGUUUUUAUUUCCUCAUCCAUACCCAAAAAUUGUCAUGAAGUGACUUUCACUUAACUGCAAAUAUUUAGAUAUUUGUGGGCUGUUCUCUUCUUCCCCUUUGAGCAUUAGCCAAUAGCCACAUGCUGCCUCCUCUCACAGCAAAGAGCUGCCUUAAGGGAGGAUCGUUACAGAGGCUUUUUUAAACCACCAAAGAAAAUGCAAAUAGUCUGUGUGCUCUUAGCAUACGCUCUGGUAUGACCAGCUUGUUACUGAAGCCAGCCCUAGACAGAUCUGGGAAGAAAAUACUGAACUUAGACUUCCCCAGAAUCUUUCAUUUACUUCUAAGGGUGAAAACAGUGAGAAGAUCCAGUGUGUCAAGUUGGAGACUUAAAAAAUGUAAUGCCAGACUUUUUGAUAAUUUGUAGAAGAAUCUGAGAUGUGGAAGAAAACUUUCAAGUCUGGGUGUCUACAAGUGAGGUUCCUCAAAUCCAGUUAGGCAUCUGCACCACUGAAUAUCAAGCCACCUGUAUUCAGAUGCUUAACUAUGGAUUUAGGGACCUCACUUGAGGCAUCUACUGCACUGACAGAAAGGCUGCACAUUUCCCAUCUCUGGAGACUGUAGGUCUCAAGGUGAUACCUCUCAGGCAGAGCCCAUGGAUACCUCAGGAAAUACGACCGUAUUGUCUGGCGGCAACUUGACGUGCCCUUUGACCAUUGACGACUUCAGAAAUAAAGUGUACUCUACGUUGUACUCCAUGAUUGCGAUUCUAGGCUUUGUUGGAAACGGCUUUGUACUGUGUGUCCUCAUAAAAACGUACCAGCAGAAGACAGCCUUUCAGAUCUACAUGCUGAAUCUUGCAGUGUCAGACCUCCUCUGUGUAUGCACCCUGCCUCUUCGAGUAGUGUAUUACGUUCACAGAGGCAACUGGUUCUUUGGUGACUUCUUAUGCAGAGUUAGUUCCUAUGCAUUCUACGUCAACCUGUACUGUAGCAUUUUAUUCAUGACAGCCAUGAGCUUCUCUCGCUGCAUAGCCAUAGUUUUCCCCGUCCAGAAUCUCAAUUUGGUAACUGAGAAAAAGUCCAGACUGGCAUGUAUGAGCAUUUGGAUUUUUGUCACACUGACAAGUUCUCCAUUUUUACUGAGUGGGUCUUACCAAGAAGGUAACAAGACAAAGUGCUUUGAACCUCCAAAAAGCAGUCAGAUGACCAGUCUGCUGGUCCUACAUUAUAUUGCGCUGUUUGUAGGCUUCAUUAUCCCCUUUAGUGUCAUAACAAUCUGUUAUGCCAUGAUCAUAAGGACCUUACUGAAGAAUUCACUGAAGAAGAAUCAGUCUACUCGUAAGAAGGCCAUCUGGAUGAUAAUCAUUGUAACAGCUGCCUUCCUGGUCAGCUUCACACCUUACCAUAUUCAGCGCACAAUCCACCUUCACUUCCUGAAGAGGAAAGACUCCAGCUGUGAAGACAUCCUUUUCAUGCAGAAAUUAGUAGUGAUAACCCUAUCCUUGGCAGCUUCAAACUGCUGCUUUGACCCACUCCUGUAUUUCUUUUCAGGGGGCAACUUUCGGAGGAGACUUUCCACAUUUAGAAAGGCUUCCUCCUCCAGUGUGAUACAGGGACCCAGGAAAAAGUUAUCAUUAAAGGAGAAAGACGACGAGGCAUUUCAAGAAAGCCAUAGACAAGCUUGAUGUGUAGUGUAGCUGUACUUCCUUUGUAAAGUUUUUUGAGUGGCGCUGCAGUAGAAAUAAGCUCACAGUGGGACACCCAUGAUUGCAGAACUCCUGCAGGAGAAAUGAACAAAACAAAUGCAUCUUCAUCAAAGUUAAAUAGAGACAAAAAUCCAAAGGGACCUGCUUCUACUCAUUCCUUUCUGACCAGACACCCCUCUGGCUGCCAUUUAGGGGUUUAUCUGAUCGUACUGUGGAGCAUUCUGAGGGUAAUUUUAAAUUCCAAGAGACUCAAAGCAAACAGGGCUGAAAUGUGCAUGGAUAUUCUGAAUAUGUGCUCAGAAGGCAUGUAUAUUCCGCCCCCCACACCACCACCACCACCACUAAACAAGUUACAUCAGAGCAACAGGAAAACAUUUGCCGGCUGGUAAAUUCAUGCAAACAAACUCUUCAAAUCCCACGUAAGGUCAUGAGGCAAGUCUACAAAGGCCAUUAGUCACUGAGCCAGUGGGAAAUGUAAAUAUUUGCCAAGAUAGAAGUUGAUGGAACUUAUGCAAAGGGGGAGAGUAUGCACUGAAUCCCAAAACAGACACUGAUUUCACAGGAAAAUUUCUUCCCUAUUCCCAGUUAUGUAUUGCCCUGGCUUUUAACUUUCAGUGGCAUAGAUCAUUGAUUGUCACCACCUAAUUCAGAAGGGUGUGUGCACAGAUGACUUUAAGCCAUCUUUACACUUCCCCGGUUGUGGACCAGUUAUGUGGCAGGCCCAUCUUUUGGUGUAACUUAGAGCGGCCUAAGGACUGUUCUAACUUGUACUAGCUACUAACAACCCCAAGGAACUGAUCCUGCAGCCUGGGAUUAGGGAAACCCCAGCCAUUAGGGGAUGGCAUAGGAGCUACUACACUGGCUCUGCAUCACCAGAUGAUAACCCCAUGCAGAAGUAAUCCUCAUGUGAUCAUUUAUGCAAGCUUUAUGUACACUAUACAUUGGCAGUGCAACACAAAGAGCCACACCACACUAGAGGAUCUGAGCCUAUAUCUUCCCAUACAGGAACUGUAUUUGUCCCCCCUCCUCCCCACUCUCGCCUAUACAUUUCCUGUAAUUUGAGUUCCCUUUUGCAAAUAUAUUACAACACACUAGUUACCUCAGUUCACAGCUACAAGACCUUUGAAUGGCUUGCUGUCUAUCUGAAUUUUACAAGUAAAUCCCUAGAUAUAGUAUGGUAUGUGCCUCCCAAACAAACACUUUGGCCCCAGUCCUGCACCAAUUGAACCCUAAAAACAUGAGUAGUCUCCUUGAAGCCAGUGGCUGCUUACAUACAAAAUGGGAACUGACUGCCUAGGAAGGAGUACUGUGGAAAGGGAUCUGGGGGGUCAUAGUGGAUCACAAGCUAAAUAUGAGUCCUUGACCUCUGAGGCUAGGACAAGAAGCAAUGGGCUUAAAUUGCAGCAAGAGAAGUUUAGGGUGGACAUUAGAAAAAACUUCCUAACUGUCAGGGUAGUUAAGCACUGGAAUACAUUGCCUAGGGAGGUUGUUGAAUCUCUUUCUGCAGUUUUUUAAGAACAGGUUAGACAAACACCUGUGAGGUGUUUAGAUAAUACUUAUUCCUGUCAUGAGUGCAGGGGACUGGGCUAGAUGACCUCUGAAUGUCCUUUCCAGUCCUAUGAUUCUACGAAAAUUAAGCCAUGCAUCAGUCAGGCUUUGCGGGGCUGGGGUGGGUGGGUUGGAAAGGUAUAUUUAAAAUUCAAGAUACAGAGUUGAACCCCACCCACCUUCCCACCCUAGCUCCUCUUUGAAGUGUUUUCCACCAUAAAGUGGCAUUGUAAAAGAGGGCUGAACAGAGCAGGGUUAUUCUAAGUUGCCUAUGUAGCUUUGGGAGCAUUCCUGGAAGUAAUAUUAAACAGCAGUAAGUCAUCAGGUACAUUUUCCAUAUUGUAUUUUUGCUCAGUUGUUAGAGGCUGGGAGGAUGAGCACCAAAACUCCACAUUUCCUCAUUGCAGCUCCCAUGUCUUUCCUUAUCCAUGACAUUUCCCAGCCUUCAAAUUAAUGCUGAUUAGCAGGAGGACUUUCUGGCUUCCUCUGACCAGGGGCGGGGUUCCAGUAAUGGAGUAUUUUGGGUUGGCACUGUUCUCUCCUGCCACUCCACUCUAUUCUGACCACACAGGACAUGUUGGUCUCAAGCUGAAUUUUGCCUGCUCAAGGCAUGGAAGCGUGAGAGACCUUCUCUCCUUUCUUUCUUUGGGUUCCUGUCAGCUACAAGAGCUUUCCAAAGCUCCUGUGGCACCCCUCCUGCCAGGUAUUUCAUUGAACAACCUUAAUUUUAAUGUUAAAAUAUCUUUUUUUUUUAACACAAUUAAAAUAGAAUAGAAAUAUCAAUAGGAGUUGAAAUGCAGAGGCUACUGCUGUCCAAGACUUAAGCCGUGAAAUACACACUUAAAAUUCUCAAAAAAAAAGGAGGACUUGUGGCACCUUAGAGACUAACCAAUUUAUUUGAGCAUAAGCUUUCGUGAGCUACAGCUCACUUCAUCGGAUGCAUAAGGUGCCACAAGUACUCCUUUUCUUUUGCGAAUACAGACUAACACGGCUGCUACUCUGAAACUUAAAAUUCUGCCACGAAACUCCAGAGAGGCUUGGAGUGAUUUCCCUUGCCUCAGGGGCAAUAUACACAGUCUCUGAAUAACCUUAAAUCAUCACCGCCCACAAAUGACUUAUCCCUGAGCCUCAGGGCUUGUCUAGAUGAACAGUUAAUGUGCAGCAAGCUGGGGUAUAAAUCUACAGUCCCCUAACUGUCCAUGUGAACUCUGAUACCACUCCCUAAAAGUUCCCCAGUGUGCUUUGAUCUACUCCACUUUGAAUUGGAAAUAAGUCAGACAUAUAAGGUGUAAGCCUGGCUCUGUUGCAAAUUUGCAGUCAAUGGGACAUUUGCUAUUGAUUUGGAUAGGACCAGGAUUUCACCAAUAACUGUGAAAAGAAAACGUUUUGCCAAAUGAUACUGCCACCUUCCUGGAUCAUAGCGAUGAGAAAAUGUUUUUGGUUAAAAGGGAAAACUAAUGAAUAGAUUCUGAAGUCCCUCCCACCCUUCACUCCAAACAUACAAUCCAUGUACACAGUAUUUACCGCAGCCCCAGGAAAAGCUGCUUAUUAAAAUAUUGUCAGCACAUCGCAUGCCUGCAGGUUAGUAAAUUAGGCAGUCCCAAGGCUAGAAGCAUUCUGAGCUGGAAUCCCAGAUUAAGCAAAUUGAAUGUACCUUGAGAACCUAGGAAAAACAUUGUACUAUAAGGAAGUUCCUCUGCUAGGCAGAAAAAAAAAUUAUAGACGAGAACGUCUCUCCAGACACAACCGCUAUUAAUACUGUUCCUCUUUGUACUCCCACGGGGGAGGCUUUUAUAAGCAGGCAGAGCCUGAACAGCUGGUAGCUGAACUGCAGUUUCUGCGCCCCAAGUAGCCCCUUAUAAAACUGGACCCAGCUGCUCUCUGCUUCAUAGCUGACUAGUCUCACCUCACUUUCUUGCUUUAUGUGUCACUUCCUUUUUUGCUGGGUCGAGGAAAGUGGCGAUACACUCCAGGAUUAGCGGAACCAAGUCCCAGAGGAACCAAACUGAAGGACAUCAGGUGUGUUUUCUGCUUGAUUUAUAGGUGUGAUACACACAGAUAUCCCAGCCUCCCUCAGACAGAAAUCUGUUUGCUUUUAAUUCACAAUGAAAACAUUUGUUUCCAAUUAUACUAACUUCUGUUUGGGCUGCCAUUGUGAAUAUAAACUUACAGUGUUCCAACUUUCCAAAUAAAACAGAUUUAUAAAUCGUAUCAGCGCACAUAGAAGUUAAAGUGUAACUUAAGGUAGUAACCUGUCAUAUAAUGCUCACAUAAUAAAAAGCUUUGAAAUGUGGCUCGCGCUAUAGGCUUUAUUUCAAUGGGACUAGUCCUAUAAAUAAUUGCAGUAACAUCAGGCUCUAUGGCCCUGAUCCUGCAAUGAUCUCUGCAUGUAGGCAGGGGUCCAGACACUCAGAGCUCACUGAAGGAGUAGCAUCUAUAUUUGGGCAGUGCUGUGUAAAUGUAUGAGGCUAUAAAGUGAUUUUUAAUUUAAAAAAAAAAUGGCCUCCUGCCCCCCAAAAAGGGGUGAUUCCUGGCUGCACAUCUUGCUUAUAGACUGUGGAAAAGAUAAAACCCAAGACCUCUGGAAAGAUCAUAAAGGAAAACUACACAAGAAAGAAAAAGAAGAAAAAAGACAGAAGAUGGUUUACUAUACUGAAGGUAAACCAUGCCGGUAUCUUGUUAGAUAACAGUACAGAUGAAGGCUAGGCAAGUUACCUUUAAAAGAUAAGUUGGGGGCAGAUUUUUGUCAUUCAUCCUAUAUCUAAGACAGCACCUUUGUGUUUUUUAACCAAGAAGGAAGGAGAAGUGCUCUGAACAGUUACAACGAGGAGUCCAGUGGUACCUUAAAGACUAACAGAUUUAUUUGGGCAUAAGCUUUUGUGGGUAAAAAAUCCACUUCUUCAGAUGCAUGGAAACAAAAAACAGUCUCCCUUUCUCUGGCAUGCUGCGGACACUGGACCGAGGGCCCUUGGCAUACUAGAAAAGACAUACAGUAUAAAGACUCUUGUAAGAGUGAGCAUCUUAUCUGCAAAACAAGUAGUUAAAGCAAAAAUUGUUUCGUUUUGUGGUCUUAAUGCAGUCUGACAGUUUUCUGUAUAAAGGAAAUUACUCUAAUAUUGUAAAUUAAGAGUGGUCUACAUUGUUGUGUUGUGAAGAACGUGUUCUUUAGGUGUGAUGUAAAGUGUUACAGCUGUGUCUCAAGCUAUUUAUAUGGUGUUGUCAGUGGUGUCAUUGUGUAAGUGUGUUUGCACUGACCUAUUUUAAGAGUGUGUUUCAAAAUAUGUAUUAAGUACUAUAGAUAUAUCUAAUGAAAAAUGUUUCAUGCAAUGUAUUGUACAAUAAAGAUUUAUGUAUAACA
Chelonia mydas (Green sea turtle) is the source of this 6693-nucleotide messenger RNA. It is a transcript of the gene CYSLTR1, whose product is annotated as cysteinyl leukotriene receptor 1. Gene Ontology annotation, cellular component: plasma membrane. Gene Ontology annotation, biological process: G protein-coupled receptor signaling pathway. The transcript is spliced from 3 exons. The coding region runs from base 735 to 1766 and encodes 343 amino acids. Gene Ontology annotation, molecular function: leukotriene receptor activity. NCBI's taxonomy places the organism in Eukaryota, Metazoa, Chordata, Testudines, Cheloniidae. The record is from RefSeq and is a predicted model, not a curated record.